Messenger RNA from Lotus japonicus, 1296 nucleotides. RefSeq lists its product as uncharacterized. The record is from RefSeq and is a predicted model, not a curated record. The transcript is spliced from 2 exons. Bases 1 to 1296 code for a protein of 431 amino acids. NCBI's taxonomy places the organism in Eukaryota, Viridiplantae, Streptophyta, Magnoliopsida, Fabales, Fabaceae.
AUGGAGAGACAUCUCAUUGAUGCUGCUUGUGGAGGUGCAUUGAAUGACAUGACUCCUACUGAAGCCAGGCAGUUGUUUGAGAAGAUGGCUGCUAAUUCUCAGCAGUUUCAAACAAGGAGUAAUGAUGCUGUUAAAGCUGUUAAUGAGAUUGGGACAGAUCCAAGGAUGGACAAGCUUGAGAAGAGGAUGGAAACCAUUGCCAGUUUGGAACCUACAGAUGAGAAUCCUGAAGCAUAUGCUGCCAACAUUUUCAAUAAUCGACCUCAGCAAAAUUAUGAUCUGUCAUCUAACAGAUAUAAUCAUGGCUGGAGAAAUCAUCCAAAUCUUAGAUGGUCUGAUCAGUCACAACCUGCCCAAGCACCGUUUCAGAAUAAUGCUAGACCAUAUGUUCCUCCUCCAAUGCAACAACAGGCUAACAACCCUGCUGCACCGCAAUCUAAAGAAUCUUCAUUGGAGGAUAUGUUGAAGCAGAUGACAGCCCAAAACAUGCAGUUCCAACAAGACACCAGAUCCUCUAUUCAGAAUCUGACCACCCAGAUAGGACAGAUGGCUACUUCAAUAAACCAGCUACAGUCCCAGAAUUCUGAUAAGCUGCCCUUUCAGACGGUUGUCAAUCCAAGAAAUGUGAGUGCCAUCAUCUUACGGUCGGGGAAGAAAAUUGAUGCAGAUCAUGGACCAGAGCCAGAGCCAGAGCCUGAACCUGAAAAGGAGACAGAGACCACUGCCACAAGAACCUUCCAAGUACAACCACCUUCCAUUCCUCUUCCAUUCCCUUCGAAAGCUAUGCCAAGCAAGAAGAAGGAAGAGGUAGAUAAAGGAAUCUUGGAGGUAUUCAAGAAAGUGGAGGUGAACAUACCUCUACUUGAUGCACUCAAGCAAAUUCCAAGAUAUGCAAAGUUUCUGAAAGAAUUAUGCACUCAGAAAAGGAAGCUGAAAGGAAAUGAAAGAGUUCGCAUGGGGAGAAAUGCUUCUGCAAUCAUAGGUAAAGCUGGUAAACCUGCUCCUGUUCCUGAUGUUCCUGAAAAGUGUGAGGAUCCAGGUACGUUUUCUGUUCCUUGUGUCAUAGGUGAUACUAAAUUUGAAAAUGCCAUGCUAGAUCUAGGAGCUUCAAUUAAUGUGAUGCCUAUGUCUAUUUUUAAAUCACUUUCACUUGGACCUUUGAAACCUACGGGUGUUGUCAUCCAAUUAGCAAAUAGGAGCACGGCACACCCUGCUGGUUGGGUAGAGGAUGUUUUGGUUAGGGUUGGUGAACUUGUUUUCCCUGCUGAUUUUUAUGUGCUUGAAAUGGAAAAAUGA